AUGUUGACCAAGAGCUUCCUCACCUCCUCGAUGCUCGCAGCUCUUGCUGCUGCCGCUCCUGCUCCCCAGGACGGCUACAGCGUGGCGCCCCAAGAAGUUGGUGACGUCGCUGGCUACACCGACGCUGAUGCUAGCUUCUCGGUCACCUUCAUGCCAGCUGGAACUCCCGCUUCGGUUUUCGGCCCCGACUCUCAGGUUGCUGCCAUUCCCACCUCACCUGGGUCAGCUCCUCCCCGAAGGAGCUCAGAUGUCACCGGCGCCACCAGCCAUGGACCCUACGAUGGCACUCCUACCACCACUGGAGCUGCUAAGGCACCUACCACAAUUGGCACUGUCAUCCCUCCUCUUGGCCCUGCCCCCACGGCUACCUACUACAACACCGACGGCAAGCCUCAGAACCCCAUGCCCAUUCCCUACCAGCCAGCUGGUGGUCUUGGCACCAACGGAACUGAGCCUCGCUACAUGGUAAACAGCGACUUCGACUUCGAGUCCAUCACCCUUGGUCUCUACCAGGAAUGGAUCGAGCUUGACUCGUUCAACAACGGUCUUGCCGUCUUCUCCGAGCAGGAAUUCCUAGACGCUGGUCUCACUGCUGAGGACCGCGCCUACAUCGCCUUCAUGGCUAUCCAGGAAACUGGCCACGCCACCCUCCUUACCAACAUGCUUGGCGAGACUGCUCCUCCCCAGUGCACCUACAACUACCCAUACCGCACUGUCCGCGAGUUCAUCGACUGGAACAUGAAGCUUACUCGCUUCGGUGAGUCUGGUGUCUGGGGUUUCCUUGCUCACAUGGACGCUCGCGAGGUUGCCAACCUCUUGUCUCAGUCCAUCGCCACUGAGGCCCGCCAGCAAAUCUCUUUCCGCCAGAUGCUCGGCCUUCCUCCUCAGCCCGUAUGGUUCGAGACUGGUAUCCCCCAGUCAUGGCAAUGGACCUACCUUGCUCCCUACAUCAGCUCUUGCCCCGAGAACACCACUCGUCUCGCAUGGCAAAACUUCCCGGCUCUGUUCAUCGACAACCAGCCCAACCCCAACCGCUUCUCUCCCAACGACACCAAGCCCCAUGAGGUUGCUGGCGACCGUGUCGCUGACCCUGCCGAUUCUACCAUCCCUGCUGAUGAGAGCUGUGUGAACAUCAACGGUACCGAGCACCCCGGCUACUCUUGCGGCCCUGCUAUCGCUCGCAACCGCUCUGAGCCCCUCUCCUUCCCCGGAAAGCUCGUCAACCUCACCUGGGAGAACCCCGGCCUUGCUGUCGGUCCCAACAACUCCUACAUCACCGACACCGCUGCUGGCGCCCCUGCCUUCGUCGCCUGGGUCUCGCAGCUCAACUUGACCUACACUCCUCUCGAGAUCACCGGCAACAACACUGGUUACACCUACCAGCCCGCUGGUGAGGUCUACGAGGGUGACCCAGCUGUUAACGACACCAUGUUCGUUGCUCUGACCGACGCCAACCCUUUCCUUACUCCCUUCAACUUGAGCAUGAUCAACCCUCACGUUGUCGCUCUCGGUCUUUACCAGGCUGGUUAA
Alternaria postmessia is the source of this 1530-nucleotide messenger RNA. RefSeq lists its product as uncharacterized. NCBI's taxonomy places the organism in Eukaryota, Fungi, Ascomycota, Dothideomycetes, Pleosporales, Pleosporaceae. The record is from RefSeq and is a predicted model, not a curated record. The coding region runs from base 1 to 1530 and encodes 509 amino acids. The transcript has a single exon.